This is a messenger RNA of Paramecium sonneborni, 469 nucleotides long. Lineage: Eukaryota; Ciliophora; Oligohymenophorea; Peniculida; Parameciidae. The record is from the annotation of a GenBank genome assembly.
AUGAUAAAUAAUAUACUACCCUUAUUUGGUAUGUAUAAGGAACUUUAAAUUGAAAAUGCAACUCAAUUAAAAGAUGCUUUAGAUAAAUGGGAUCAACAUAAAUUAAAAUAUUGGCUCUUAAAAAUGGAAAGUUAUAUAUUCUCAUUACAUAUUAGGAGCCAUAUUUACAUUCUAAUAUGAUCAAUGUAUUGCAAUAUUAGAUGAAUUUUAACCUAAUUAUAUCUAGAAUUUACCUUAUGACAUGGCCAUACAAUGUAACAAACUAAGGACCAUGUUUUAGAAUAACUCUAUUCAAUAUCUCAUAGUUAAUACCUAUCUUAAAUUGUUACGAUCCUUAAAAAAGUCUCUUGAACCAAUCUUUUGUUCUAAUAAUUUGCUUAAUUCUAUUAGAAACCUGGAAUUAUAUUUAUCUUCUCCCUUGAAUUAAAAUACUAUCAAACCAUAAGAAUGUAAUUGCUCUUAAUUUUGA